Messenger RNA from Sparassis crispa, 1188 nucleotides. RefSeq lists its product as hypothetical. The record is from RefSeq and is a predicted model, not a curated record. Gene Ontology annotation, molecular function: oxidoreductase activity, acting on paired donors, with incorporation or reduction of molecular oxygen; heme binding; monooxygenase activity. The transcript has a single exon. NCBI's taxonomy places the organism in Eukaryota, Fungi, Basidiomycota, Agaricomycetes, Polyporales, Sparassidaceae. Bases 1 to 1188 code for a protein of 395 amino acids.
AUGUUCUAUGCAUUCUGUAUCAUUCUCAUUACCCUGCCUCCGCUCGUUUACACACUCGUUCGAAUUCAUCGCCUUACUCGCAAACAAGUGACUAUUUACCUAACAGAUUUUACCGACAUCCGUGCACUACUAGCACCAUCAACAAGCCUCACCACCCAACUCAUCACUCACGCCAUCCCCAAUGCCCGUUUUAGACAGGUGUUCGGGAUCUGUUCUCCUUUUACUACAUGGCACAGCCACACAGUACAUACUUCCCUUACAACAACAACCACAGCCCUGAUCACCCAGCAUGGUGCCCCAUACCCAUGGCCAACAUUUGCAGCUGUUGCACGUUAUGCCAUUGAUGCCUUUUUGCCUUACCAUGUCGACCGCCCGCCAAUUGCAUUCGACACAUUCAUCCAAAUUUUAACCCUUCGUACUAUCCUCAUACAACUUCUUGGAGCUAACCCAGCCGACUUGGUGAGCGAGCAUGACCUCGCCGCUGUCACACAUGGGAUCGGGGUGCUGUGGCACAUAUCGGAUACCGGCAGUGUCAUGCUGCACCUCCUUUCCACCAUCACUGGGCACCUCCACCGCUGGCUCCCAAUGUAUGAGAAUCCCAUUGAGCUCGUGACUCCCGCAUAUGAGGCGAUAUGGCGCGUCGUCGCCAUCGCCGUCGCUUAUGCUAAUAGGGACCCAGCCGCACGCCAAGCAUUCGAGGCGUUCAUGACCUUGCCCGACGCGCCUCAUUUUCGCACCCGCGUCGGCGUCGAGGACCUCAGUGUCGAGAUGUUCAUCCUCGAGGUCCUUCGGCUUCAUCCACCGACACGAUAUAUCACCCUCAUCGUCCGUGUCGACGACUCCCCCUUCCCGUUCCCCAUUCCCGGCCUCUCUCGCGAUGUCACCGUCGUCGCGGACAUCGAGGCGGUACAGCGGGAUGCCGACAUAUGGGGAGACACUGCAAAUGGAUUUGAUUCGACACGCUUCCACCCUGACCUGCUCACGCCUUCGCAGGAGCAGUCCAUGUUCGCGUUCGGCCGCGGCAGACUUUCCUGCGUAGCCAGAAACUGGGCUCCCCACGCCGCAGCGGUUCUCGCUGGGGCGGUCCUCGAAAGGAUAGGGCCUGAAAGUGAGUUCCGCCUUAUCCAGGGCUCACACUUGGGUCACAGCGGUGGUUGGUUUGGUUGGAAGGUUUGCGAAGCAGUUUGA